AUGAAAGGGUGGUAUAAUUAGUAUAUUAUUUCAUAAAGAGUACAAGGAAAUGAUGAUAAGGUUAGAAAAAUAAGAUUAUUUGAAAAUAAUGAAUAUUUAAAAACUUAGGAAAUAAAAGAUCAUCUUGAAUAUGUAUUUCCUUAAUCUGAAUGUUUCAGCUUGGCUUAAUUAAUAGAAUCAAUGGUAAAUUGUAUUAUUAUAUUAAGCAAUGCAAUUUCAUAAAAAUUUAUAAAGGAUAGGUUUUAAUAAUUAUUUUAGAAAUAUUAAAACAUCUUUAAUAAUUACAUUAAUAGAAAAUGUCACAUGGAAGAUUAAAUCCUUAAAAUAUUGUUAUUAAAUUAAAAAAUGAUAAAGAUAAUAAAUUAACAAUCUAAUAAAAAAAAUUUACAAUAUAAAGAGUGCAGUUCAUUAAUUAUAGAAUUAUUGAUGAUGUUAAAUAUGAAAUUAAUUAAAUUUAAGAUAAUUAUGAUAUUAUUAAUUGCUGUAUUUCAUUGAUAUCAACAUAUUAAAAAUAAAUGUGUGAAUUAUUCAACUUUAUUAUUACUAAUUUAAAAUUGUAUUAAAACAGAGUGAUUGAAAUAUCUUAAUUAGUUGACUUUUUUAAUUUAUAUAUUCAAGAGUAUUUAAUAUAAUUAUUUUAGAUGUGUAGAUUAAUAAACUUAAAAAAUCCAAAAAAAUCAAAUUUAUCCUUCUACAAUAUUUUAAUAAAAUGUUUAAACUGUUCAAUGUAAGGAAGGAGAAGAAUAUGGUAUGUUAUCAAAAAGAUAGAGAUGUUCAACUAUUCUUUCAAAAUUUUUGGAAACAUUUAGUGGUCAAUUAGUUAAUAAUAAAUUAAAAUAUCAGAAUAAUUCUAAUGAAUAUGAUAUUGAUGAAUAAUAGGUUGAAAUUAUUGACAUUGGAAAUUAUAAUUAAGAAGAAUUAUAGAUAUUUUAUGUUUUUGAAUAUAUUUUAAAAUAAUAAAUGAUGAAAAUAAUUUGGAAACAUUUCGGAAACUUUUUUGAAUCUACCAAAUAAAAUAUUGAACAAAUUUAUAUUGAAGUUAUUAAAAUCAUAAAUUAAAAUAAUCAAAGAAUUUUAAAUGAUCACUUCAAACCUAUUUUAGAAGAAUAUUAAAAUAGUAAAAAAAUAAAUGAUGAAAUCAAUAAAGAAAUUGAUUAGAAUUACAAAUUUAAUAUUUAAUAUGAUGAACAAAAAGCAAAAGAUCAUUUUUUUUUACAAUUGAAGAUUUAAGCAUAAAAUUAUGAUAUUAAUAAUAUUUAAUCUUUCAUUGACAACAUCNAAUAUUAUUUAAUAAAAAAUGAAAGGGUGGUAUAAUUAGUAUAUUAUUUCAUAAAGAGUACAAGGAAAUGAUGAUAAGGUUAGAAAAAUAAGAUUAUUUGAAAAUAAUGAAUAUUUAAAAACUUAGGAAAUAAAAGAUCAUCUUGAAUAUGUAUUUCCUUAAUCUGAAUGUUUCAGCUUGGCUUAAUUAAUAGAAUCAAUGGUAAAUUGUAUUAUUAUAUUAAGCAAUGCAAUUUCAUAAAAAUUUAUAAAGGAUAGGUUUUAAUAAUUAUUUUAGAAAUAUUAAAACAUCUUUAAUAAUUACAUUAAUAGAAAAUGUCACAUGGAAGAUUAAAUCCUUAAAAUAUUGUUAUUAAAUUAAAAAAUGAUAAAGAUAAUAAAUUAACAAUCUAAUAAAAAAAAUUUACAAUAUAAAGAGUGCAGUUCAUUAAUUAUAGAAUUAUUGAUGAUGUUAAAUAUGAAAUUAAUUAAAUUUAAGAUAAUUAUGAUAUUAUUAAUUGCUGUAUUUCAUUGAUAUCAACAUAUUAAAAAUAAAUGUGUGAAUUAUUCAACUUUAUUAUUACUAAUUUAAAAUUGUAUUAAAACAGAGUGAUUGAAAUAUCUUAAUUAGUUGACUUUUUUAAUUUAUAUAUUCAAGAGUAUUUAAUAUAAUUAUUUUAGAUGUGUAGAUUAAUAAACUUAAAAAAUCCAAAAAAAUCAAAUUUAUCCUUCUACAAUAUUUUAAUAAAAUGUUUAAACUGUUCAAUGUAAGGAAGGAGAAGAAUAUGGUAUGUUAUCAAAAAGAUAGAGAUGUUCAACUAUUCUUUCAAAAUUUUUGGAAACAUUUAGUGGUCAAUUAGUUAAUAAUAAAUUAAAAUAUCAGAAUAAUUCUAAUGAAUAUGAUAUUGAUGAAUAAUAGGUUGAAAUUAUUGACAUUGGAAAUUAUAAUUAAGAAGAAUUAUAGAUAUUUUAUGUUUUUGAAUAUAUUUUAAAAUAAUAAAUGAUGAAAAUAAUUUGGAAACAUUUCGGAAACUUUUUUGAAUCUACCAAAUAAAAUAUUGAACAAAUUUAUAUUGAAGUUAUUAAAAUCAUAAAUUAAAAUAAUCAAAAAAUUUUAAAUGAUCACUUCAAACCUAUUUUAGAAGAAUAUUAAAAUAGUAAAAAAAUAAAUGAUGAAAUCAAUAAAGAAAUUGAUUAGAAUUACAAAUUUAAUAUUUAAUAUGAUGAACAAAAAGCAAAAGAUCAUUUUUUUUUACAAUUGAAGAUUUAAGCAUAAAAUUAUGAUAUUAAUAAUAUUUAAUCUUUCAUUGACAACAUCAAAUCUUAAGUUAAAUAAUCAUUAUAAGAAUACUAUGAUGAAAUAUUAGAAUAUGAAAUAAUAAUGUUAAUAAAUGAUUUAAUUUGA
Messenger RNA from Paramecium pentaurelia, 2662 nucleotides. The record is from the annotation of a GenBank genome assembly. Lineage: Eukaryota; Ciliophora; Oligohymenophorea; Peniculida; Parameciidae.